Molecule: messenger RNA, 582 nt
Organism: Protopolystoma xenopodis
Lineage: Eukaryota; Metazoa; Platyhelminthes; Monogenea; Polystomatidea; Polystomatidae
Source: the annotation of a GenBank genome assembly
AUGUUGGAGAGACUUCUCGUCCUAUUCGACGAAGGGUGGCAAAGCAUAAAAGCGGCUGUAGAGACUGUUGGGUCAGAGCUAGCCGAGCCAAUGGCCGAAACUGGUCAUGAGGUUGGAUGGUCUCAAACUUGUCGUUUUGCUUAUUUUUGUGUGUCUGCACCUAAACGCAAAAAUCAACCAGCUUCACCGCUGAAUUCGAACCAUCCUCCCUCUCUGUCGAGUUGCUCACUGUCAUUCCUUCUCUCCCAGUGUCGGCGAGUUGAUUUUUCGGUACACCCACUCAAGUUAUGCUUGACGAUCCAAACCAGACGAACAGCUCUUUCUCACCACACGACAAUUCGGCCUUAUUUGGUACAUUCAAACCGCCGACUCGAUGUGUCUCAACCUGCCGCCUGGCCUACAGAAAUGAGGACAGGUGAACAUCUGAAUUACGAUUUCAGGCGUCUUGAACACAUGACCCUUGCAAAGAGGGGACGAAGAUCUCGAUCACUUUUGAUGAUCCUUCGUCCUUGCCACAAUUGCUCACCAACACAUUCUAAUCACCGGCCAGUGAAGCUGGAACAUGCUGAGGAGGAAAUCUAG